Molecule: messenger RNA, 1804 nt
Organism: Megalops cyprinoides (Indo-Pacific tarpon)
Lineage: Eukaryota; Metazoa; Chordata; Actinopteri; Elopiformes; Megalopidae
Product: hyaluronan and proteoglycan link protein 3-like
Exons: 5
Coding region: 125-1204 (359 amino acids)
Biological process (GO): cell adhesion
Molecular function (GO): hyaluronic acid binding
Source: RefSeq, a predicted model, not a curated record
CUGCCGACAGAGAGGAAAAAGGAGCAAAGAAGCAAACACGACAAGCGUGAUCCAGCUCUAAGUCUGUUAGAAAAUCAUUGUUCGAGGAAGACCGCACAGGGACACAGUAAGAGUGAUUGGUACCAUGAUGAGGACGCGCCCCCUGCUGGCUGUGCUGCUGCAGUUCCUCUGCUCGUGCCAAGCCGCUCCAGGCUAUUCCAACGGCUUCUUUUACCAUGACAUUAUGAACGGCAACGGUAACGGAGAAAUUUAUUUCAACGGGGUGCGUCUUCAUGUGGAGACGACCGAUACGCCGGUGUCUGCCGUGCGGGGGAGCAACGUCACGCUGCCCUGUCAUUACCGCUACGAACCCAAGCUGAGCGCCCCCCGCAGGACCCGCGUGAAGUGGUCCUGGCUGCCGUCUGUCGGGGGCCACGAAACAGACGUGAUCGUCGCAGUCGGCAACCGGCACCGCAGCUACGGGGACUUCAAAGGGCGCGUACACCUGCGGCAGGAAUCCCCCGGCGAAGUGUCCUUGGUCAUCUCCGACCUGCACCUCAACGACACCGGGCGAUACCGCUGCGAGGUCAUCGACGGUCUGGAGGACGAGAGCGCCAGCGUGGAUCUGGAGUUACGCGGAGUGGUGUUUCCUUACCAGCCCCUCAGGGGGCGAUAUCACCUGAACUUUGUGUCAGCUCAGCGGGCAUGCGAGGAGCAGGACUCGGCGCUGGCCACCUUCGAGCAGCUGUUCACAGCCUGGGAGGAGGGGUUGGACUGGUGCAACGCGGGCUGGCUGGCGGACGGCACCGUGCAGUACCCCAUCACCCUGCCGCGCAAGCCCUGCGGGGGCCUCGGAGUCGCGCCGGGCGUCCGCAGCUACGGUGCCCGUCACCGGCAGCUGCACCUGUACGAUGCCUUCUGCUUCUCCUCCUCUCUCCGAGGGAGUGUGUACUUCCUGCAGCACCCUCUCAAGCUCAACUUCACUGAAGCAGUGCGGGCCUGCAAGCAGGACGGGGCCGAGAUCGCCAAGGUGGGCCAGCUCUACGCUGCCUGGAGGUUCAUGGGCCUGGACCGCUGUGACGCGGGGUGGCUGGCCGACGGGAGCCUGCGCUACCCCAUCGCCGUCCCCCGCCCCAACUGCGGCCCCCAUGAGCCAGGAGUGCGCAGUUUCGGCUUCCCUGCCCAGAGCCAGAAAUACGGUGUCUACUGCUAUGGCUCCCGGUAAACCCCUGCUUCUCUGCAGUCUGAGUGGGGGGAUGAAUUAUCCUUUUUCCCAUCAGUCCGUGGGAGGGGGUGGGUCACCGCUCCACUCACCUCCAACUCAGCUUCUCUAGUGUGUUUAUGUCAAUGGAAGUGUGCCGCCUGUGGGUGGGUGCCUUUAGUGAUGGUGCCGUUUCGGGCUUGGCGGCCAUGUUUUAAGACAUCCCGGUGGCAGGGCUGCUGAGUUAGAGGAAAUGACAUGAACCGUACUGGUGUAAAUACAAAACAGGCAGCAAGAUUCACUGAGACAGGUUCGAGUGAACGCAGGCUCAAACACCCAGUGUAAAGCACAUGAGCGUUCACUAAUGUUCGCAUGAACCAGACCACACACACAGUGCUAGGACUCAGGUAAAUGAAACAAAAAGGACUACACAACAAAUGGUUAUGAUUUCGGUAGGGACAUAUCUUUAUGGAAGCAUUCUCAUGACCCUUGAACUGUUAAGCAGAUACCCUUAUUAGGAUUUACAUAGCUCACAUUUUUGACAUUACAGUUUUUUACGGAAGGAUCUUUACUGAACCAAUACGUGGUACAACGGCAGUUUCCCAUUUGGAAUCUGUCUCUACU